UAUGGACUCUUAAGCCCAAUCUACUUCGUCUCUCUCAUCAUCUCUUUCUUUCUCUCUCUCUGGGGUCUGGUCGGCGGCAAUGGCCUUAGAAACGUACUUUUCAGAAAAGUCAUCGGAAAAGGUUUAUCCUGAUGUACUGUUACAGGCAAGACAAGCUUGCUACAAGGCUCGUGAUGCAUUUUAUCUGUGCUUGGAAAAUACAUCUGAGAAGAAACAAACUGAAAUCGCGACCGUGGGUUUGCUUUACCCAACUGACUGCAAGAACUCCAGGGAUGAAUUCGUGAAACAAUGUCGUUCAACUUGGGUCAAGCAUUUCGACAGGGAGUAUUGUGCUAAGAAACGGCGACAGAGGUUCUUGGAUGACAGUGAUUCAAGAAGAGGGGUAUAAGGCAUGUCCCUUGAAGAAUAAUAAGAUCAUCUCAUCCUUUUAUUAUAUACGGGCACUGGAUAGCAAUGUUAAGGGAAAGAUUGGUGAUCAAAAAGCAGUUUCAUGGUUGCAUUAGGUUUAGGAUGAUGAGAG
This is a messenger RNA of Impatiens glandulifera, 520 nucleotides long. RefSeq names its product cytochrome c oxidase assembly factor 6 homolog. The coding region runs from base 80 to 388 and encodes 102 amino acids. The record is from RefSeq and is a predicted model, not a curated record. The transcript is spliced from 4 exons. Lineage: Eukaryota; Viridiplantae; Streptophyta; Magnoliopsida; Ericales; Balsaminaceae. Gene Ontology annotation, cellular component: respiratory chain complex IV; mitochondrion.